This is a messenger RNA of Mesorhabditis spiculigera, 1263 nucleotides long. The record is from the annotation of a GenBank genome assembly. NCBI's taxonomy places the organism in Eukaryota, Metazoa, Nematoda, Chromadorea, Rhabditida, Rhabditidae.
AUGUGGCUUGGCUGGGAGGCCAGCACCCUGUUCUUCACGCCAGAUGUCCGCUCGUGCGAUUUGUGGCGGAUAGGCGAGAUUUGCUUUAUCAACAAUGAUGCUUUUAGAUCUGUGAUGGUUGACCUCUCCGUUGAUAAUGAGCUCAGCUACACGAAGUCGGCCUACAUCCGCGAUUUGGUGAAAGCAGACGAGACUGGGAAGCUGCGCAGGUUCUUGAUGGGCUUCCGCUUUUGGGCCCUCAACGCCGGGCUGUUCAAGCAGAACCCAAACGAGCCGCAAGGCCAUCAUCUCAACUCGUACAAUAUCUACUUGUUGGCCGUCCAUUUUUUGAUAAGUGAAAAGCUCAUUGCUCCAUUGCGGCCCUCGCAGACCCCGAAAUACGUCGGAAACUGGCGCGUUGAUUAUGAGCAACCGCAAGUCAAUCUCGUCGGCCAGAGCCUUUACGAGAUGUUUAGGCGUCUGUUCACGCACGUGUGCCGCCUCGACUUCAGCGAGCCAAUUGUGCUGCAUGAAUUGAUGGACGGCAACGCUAAUUUCCGGGAAAAGAACCCGGAUUUUGCCUGGACCGAUAUCAAGAUUGAGGACCCGAUCGAGCGAAGUCAUAACGUGGCGCAAAAUGUAUCCAAGAAGGACUUCUCCCGAAUGCGGGACAAAAUGGUCAAGGCAUUGAGCGCCAUCAAGAAGCACCCGGGCUCGUUCUACUACCUCUGCAAAUCCGAAGAGGCCAGUCGCCCGGCAUCUCCGGUAGAACUACCCGAAUGUGCUGCAAAAUGUGACUUUGAACUCGGCGAUCUAUCUCCCGAUCAGUUUGAGCAUGGCAUUAUGAGGAUAUUGACCGAGGUGCUACAAAUGGACCCCGAUGAUCAGCCGGCCAAGCGGCAUCGCGGAGCUGUUCACGUCGAUUUGUCACUGGGGCGAUUUCUGGUGAAGCAGCGUCAAUGGCUGAAGCGUCGCGACCAUAUGGUGGCCAUCCGCAAGGAACACCGCGACAAUGGGCAACCGCUUCCGUCUGGAUAUCAGAUGCAGCGCGAGAUCACGCGCCGUAUUUCCCGAGCCGAGGGGCAGCGCGCGGGCUUUUGGGUGAGCAUUUCGGGAAAGUUCCACGGCGGCAAGGCCUACCUCUUCUUCAACCGUGAUGGCGAUGCCGGCCAGGGAUUUGUGAAGGAGGAUAUCCCGUUUCUGGCGCAAUUUCUACAGCACUCGUUGCCAAAGCUAAUGGCCGAGGUCCGAGCCGACGAAGCUGCCCCGGAACCGAUGGAGGAA